This is a messenger RNA of Cynoglossus semilaevis (tongue sole), 4657 nucleotides long. Its product is annotated as ras-specific guanine nucleotide-releasing factor 1-like. The transcript is spliced from 29 exons. Lineage: Eukaryota; Metazoa; Chordata; Actinopteri; Pleuronectiformes; Cynoglossidae. The record is from RefSeq and is a predicted model, not a curated record. Gene Ontology annotation, cellular component: plasma membrane. The coding region runs from base 1363 to 4425 and encodes 1020 amino acids. Gene Ontology annotation, molecular function: guanyl-nucleotide exchange factor activity. Gene Ontology annotation, biological process: Ras protein signal transduction.
UUUUUAUUUAUUUAUUUAAAGUGACCAAGAACAACUUAAAUGUGUACUCUCUACAACCAUCGUUGAAGUCAACUGUACAAGUACAUUCUGGCAUCAAAUUGAACACAUUACACAUUCAGUUCAAAUUAAAUGUUAUUAAAACAUGUUUAUGCACUGACUCUGUAAACCUUAAAACAUAUAACACAUUAAAACAUGUUAACCACAGAUUUAAGGUGUAAAGAUGUGAUUCCUGGCUGGAGGCUGGAGAACUAAUCAGAUUUAAUUGAAGUCACAUGUGCCUACUUUCCUAACAGUGUUUUAAAUAAAACAACUCCCUUUUCAGUAAUGCUGGUCAGAACUAUUGGCUUUAGGACAGUUAGGAUUUUAUAAUAUAAUGUUGGCUGCGGGGAAAGUACCUCCUGGUGAGUCCAGUCCUCUCCUGGAUGUUCUCCAAUGGAAUGUCCCACAUGCCUCCUCCUGUUCUGCAGAGCCUGUAGAGGCGCCCCCUGCUGGACGGGCAGUCAGACGCCACUCUGGCACAGUGGGAUGAUUUAAAUGGAGUUUUGAGUGUUGGUGUCGGCACCGGAGAGUGGACCGGGGAGUGAGUGGCAGAAGAAGCAGCAGAAAAUGUGAGACAGCCACGGGCGUCAGUCCCCGCAGAGCCGAGCCAACAUGCAGAAAGGCAUGAGACUGAACGAUGGACACAUCACCUAUCUGGCUCUUCUGGCCAAAAAGGACGGGACGAGGCGAGGCUCCCUGAGUAAGAGGAGCUCCGACAACACGAAAUGGCACUCCAAGUGGUUCGCUCUGCUGCAGAACAUGCUGUUUUAUUUCGAGAACGACUCCAGCUCACGCCCCUCUGGACUGUACCUGUUGGAGGGAUGUGUUUGUGACAGAGCACCGUCACCCAAACCUUCUCUGUCAGCCAAAGAGUGCUUAGAGAAGCAGUAUUAACUCACCGUCACGUUUAAUCAUGACAACCAGAAGUCUCUGGAGCUGCGCUGUGAGGACGUCAAAGACUGUGAUGAGUGGGUCGCUGCUAUUACACAGGCCAGUUACAGGAACCUGGCCACGGAGCACGAGGGCCUCACGCAGAAGUACCUCCAUCUACUCCAAAUCGUGGAGACUGAGAAAACGGUUGCCAAGCAACUUCGACAACAGAUUGAGGACGGGGAAAUUGAGAUAGAGCGACUAAAAUCAGAGAUUUCUGGAUUGCUGAAGGACAACGAAAAAAUCCAUUCAAAUCCAGAAGUUCUGCCCAGUGAUGAUGACACUGAGAUCAAGAAGAUCAAGAAGGUCCAGAGUUUCCUGCGUGGUUGGAUUUGCCGCAGGAAGUGGAAGACCAUCAUCCAGGACUACAUCCGGUCGCCGCAUGCUGAAAGCAUGAGGAAGAGGAACCAGGUGGUGUUCAGCAUGCUGGAGGCCGAGGCGGAAUACGUCCAGCAACUCCACAUUCUGGUCAACAACUUCCUGCGUCCACUCCGCAUGGCCGCCAGCUCUAAGAAGCCGCCAAUCACACACGAUGACGUCAGCAGCAUCUUCCUCAACAGUGAGACCAUCAUGUUCCUUCACCAAAUCUUCUACCAAGGCCUGAAGGCCAGGAUAGCCAGCUGGCCAACACUGGUCCUGGCGGACCUGUUCGACAUCCUGCUGCCCAUGCUGAACAUCUACCAGGAGUUUGUGAGGAACCACCAGUACAGUCUCCAGAUCCUGGCCCACUGCAAACAGAACCGGGACUUUGACAAACUGUUGAAACAGUACGAGGCCAAACCGGACUGUGAGGAGAGGACGCUGGAGACCUUCCUCACUUACCCCAUGUUUCAGAUCCCUCGCUACAUCCUGACGCUGCAUGAGCUCUUGGCUCACACGCCCCACGAACACGUGGAGAGGAACAGUCUGGAUUACGCCAAGUCCAAGUUGGAGGAACUUUCCAGAAUCAUGCACGAUGAGGUGAGUGAGACGGAGAACAUCAGGAAGAACCUGGCCAUCGAGCGGAUGAUCGUGGAGGGUUGUGAAGUGUUGUUGGACACCAGCCAGACGUUCGUCAGACAAGGGUCACUGAUCCAGGUGCCGAUGAGUGAGAAGGGGAAGAUCACGAGAGGUCGACUGGGCUCUCUCUCUCUGAAGAAGGAGGGCGAGCGACAGUGUUUCCUCUUCUCCAAACACCUCAUCAUCUGCACCAGAGGCUCAGGAGGAAAACUACACCUCACUAAAAACGGAGUGGUGUCUCUGAUCGACUGUACACUGCUGGAGGAAGCUGAAGGCGCUGAUGAUGAGACCAGAGGAGAGCGAGGCGGUCAGGACACCGAACACCUGGACUUUAAAGUGAUGGUGGAGCCAAAGGACGGACAGACGUACACCGUCAUUCUGGUGGCUUCGUCCCGACAGGAGAAGUCGGCGUGGACCAGUGACAUCAGCCAGUGCAUCGACAACAUCCGCUGUAACGGCCUGAUGAUGAACGCCUUUGAGGAGAACAGUAAAGUCACCGUGCCACAGAUGAUCAAGUCGGACACCAGCUUGUACUGCGACGACGUGGACAUUCGCUUCAGUAAGAUGAUGAACUCCUGCAAGGUGCUGCAGAUCCGCUACGCCAGCGUGGAGCGGCUGCUGGAGAGGCUGACCGACCUGCGCUUCCUCUCCAUCGACUUCCUCAACACCUUCCUUCUCUCCUACCGCGUCUUCACCAGUGCUGACGUGGUGCUGGACAAGCUCAUCACCAUCUACAAGAAGCCCAUCAGCGCCAUCCCUGCACGUUCUUUGGAGCUUUUCUUCGCCAGCAGCCAGAACAACAAACUGCUCUACGGCGAGUCACCCACGUCACCGCACGCCGGCCGCAAGUUCUCCUCUCCUCCUCCGCUCUCCAUCACCAAGACGUCCUCGCCCAACCGCCAUCGCAAACUCUCCCUCAACAUCCCCAUCAUCACCGGGGGCAAAGCCCUGGACCUGGCUGCGCUCAACUGCUCCCCCAAUGGCUACACCGGCAUGCACACCUCCAUGUCCCCCUUCUGUAAGACCAGCCUGGACAUCAACAAGCUGUAUGUGUCCAGCACCAUGGCCAGUAAAAUCCCUGAUGAUGGAGAGUCCAAAGCUGAAGGCAGGGCUGAGGAGUCGGCCCUGAACAAACAGGAUAUGUCGGUGAGAGAAGAAUGUAAUGAAGAUCCAGGACAAAGUGAUGAGACAGAAGCAGAAACGUCUCCUCCCAAGAGUCCGUCCACUCCCAAGAAUGUCAAGUCCAAGAACUCUGAGUUUUCUCUCUUCUCCUUCAACAAUGGCAUGUUGGUGUCGUCAUGUCGGGAGCUGGACAACAACCGCAGCGCCCUCUCUGCUGCCUCUGCCUUUGCUAUCGCGACCGCCGGUGCCAACGAAGGGACGCCAACCAAGGAGAAGUACCGCCGCAUGUCUCUGGCCAGCUCAGGUUUCCCCACUGACCAAAGGCACGGAGACAAAGAGUUUAUCAUCAGACGAGCCGCCACCAACAGAGUCCUGAACGUCCUGCGUCACUGGGUGUCCAAACAUUCACAGGACUUUGAGCUGAACACCGAGCUGAAGACACGAGUAAUUGGAUUCCUGGAGGAGGUGAUGCAUGACCCAGAACUCCUCACCCAGGAGAGAAAGGCGGCUGCCAACAUCAUCAGGACUCUUUCUCAGGAGGACCCUGGAGACAACCAGGUCACUCUGGAGGAGAUCACACAGAUGGCCAUGGACGACUGUAAGACUGAACCCUUCGAGAGCCAUUCUGCCCUGGAGAUAGCCGAGCAGCUCACUCUCCUGGACCACCUGGUUUUUAAGGUCAUCCCUUACGAGGAGUUCUUUGGUCAAGGCUGGAUGAAGAAUGACAAGAACGAGAGGACUCCAUACAUCAUGAAAACAACGAAACACUUCAACGAUAUCAGUAACAGGAUCGCCACAGAGAUCCUGGCCUGGGAUGAUGUCAACACACGCGCGGGGGUGGUUGAGAAGUGGGUGGCGGUGGCCGACAUCUGCCGCUGUCUCCACAACUACAACGCUGUACUGGAAAUCACCUCCUCUCUCAACCGCAGUUCCAUCUUUCGCCUGAAGAAGACCUGGCUGAAAGUCUCCAAACAGACAAAGACUGUGAUCGACAAGUUACAGAAACUGGUGUCGUCAGAGGGACGGUUCAAAAACCUAAGAGAAGCUCUGAAGAACUGUGACCCUCCGUGUGUCCCUUACCUGGGGAUGUACUUGACGGACUUGGCCUUUAUUGAGGAAGGAACACCAAACUACACUGAAGACAAUCUGGUCAACUUCUCCAAGAUGAGAAUGAUCUCUCACAUCAUCAGGGAGAUACGACAGUUUCAGCAAACAGCUUACAAGAUCGAUUAUCAACCAAAGGCAGCAAAGUACUUGCUGGACAAUAGUACCAUGCUGGAUGAAGACAGUCUGUAUGAAGCGUCUCUGAGAAUCGAACCUAAAACUUCAUCAUGAAGACUCUGACUCACAGGGACUCUGGACUGACGUGAUAUGAUCAUGUACAUAUGUUAUUCUUUCUACUAGAGCCUGUAGGUUGUUCUCCUUUAGUCUGUGCUCCCAGAUGGACCCACCGUGUAUAACUGUUAUUAGAACCCCAGUAGAAGCCCACCGAGGUUUUAUUUAUCUGGUCACAGAGUAUUUAUAAUAUGGUUAUUUAUCGUGACUUAUUUUCAUCCACACUCACACA